UUCUACGCCCCGCAGAAGAAGUUUGCCCCGGUGGUGGCCCCAAAGCCCAAAGUGAAUCCUUUCCGACUUGGGGACAGCGAGCCUCCCGGGGCAGCCGGGGCCCAGCGCGCACAGAUAGGCCGGGUGGGCGAGAUCCCCCCGCCGCCCCCGGAAGACUUUCCCUUGCCCCCGCCUCCGGUGCUUGGGGAUGGCGAAGAAGCGGAGGGAGCCCUGGGGGGUGCUUUCCCACCCCCACCGCCCCCUAUCGAGGAGCCAUUUCCACCUGCGCCCCUGGAGGAAGACAUCUUCCCCUCCCCACCGCCCCCGUUGGAGGAGGAGGGAGGGCCUGAGGCCUCUACCUCAGUCCCACCGCAGCCCAGGGAGAAGGUGAGCAGUAUUGACCUGGAGAUCGACUCUCUGUCCUCGCUGCUGGAUGACAUGACCAAGAACGACCCCUUCAAAGCCCGGGUGUCCUCUGGAUAUGUGCCCCCGCCUACUGCCACUCCAUUCAUUCCCAAGCCCAGUCCUAAGCCUGCAGCUGGGGGAACAGCACCCCUGCCUCCCUGGAAGGUGCCUUCUAGCACGCAUCCUGUGCCCCAGACUCAGCCUCAGAGCCAGACACUGUUCCAGGUCCAGUCCCAGCCCAAGCCUCAGGUCCAGCUCCACGUCCAGCCCCAGGCCAAGCCCCAGGCCCAGCCUGUGCCUUCCGCUAACACCCAGCCCUGGGGUCCUCCGGCUCUGGCUCCAUCUCCAUCUCCUGCUCUAGCUCCAGCUCCUGCUCCAGCCCCAAAAUUUUCUCCAGUGGCUCCCAAGUUUACUCCUGUGGCUUCUAAGUUCAGCCCUGGAGCCCCAAGUGGACCUGGGACACAGCCCAGUCAAAAACUGGGGUCUCCGGAAGCUUCCUCUGGCACUGGCAAAGGCUCCCCUCAGCCCCCCAACUUCACCAAUGUGCAGCAGAAGGAGAAGCCCCCAGUUCAGGAGAAGCAGCACCCAGCGCUCCAGCUGACCCAAAACCAAAGCCAGGUGCGUUCUUCUGGGGCUCCGGGCCCCCUGACCCUGAAGGAAGUAGAGGAGCUGGAGCAGCUGACCCAGCAGCUGAUGCAGGACAUGGAACAACCUCAGAGGCAGAACGUGGCUGUGAACGAGUCCUGUGGCUGUUGCCAUCAGCCUCUAGCACGAGCGCAGCCUGCGGUCCGUGCCCUUGGACAGCUGUUCCACAUCACCUGCUUCACCUGCCACCAGUGUGAGCAGCAGCUUCAGGGACAGCAGUUCUACAGCCUGGAGGGGGCACCAUAUUGUGAGGGCUGCUACACUGACACCCUGGAAAAGUGCCACACCUGUGGACAGCCCAUCACAGACCGCAUGCUGAGAGCCACGGGCAAAGCCUACCACCCGCACUGCUUUACCUGUGUGGUCUGCGCCUGCCCCCUGGAGGGCACAUCUUUCAUUGUGGACCAGGCCAACAGGCCCCACUGCGUCCCUGACUACCACAAGCAGUAUGCCCCAAGGUGCUCUGUCUGCACGGAGCCCAUUAUGCCGGAGCCUGGCCGAGAUGAGACCGUGCGAGUGGUUGCUCUGGACAAGAAUUUCCACAUGAAGUGUUACAAGUGUGAGGACUGUGGGAAGCCUUUGUCAGUUGAGGCGGACGACAAUGGCUGCUUUCCCUUGGACGGCCAUGUGCUUUGUCGGAAGUGCCACACAGCAAGAGCUCAGACCUGAGUGAGGGCUUCUUCCAGACCGCAAGUCCUCUCCCCGUCAUGGACCACCCACACAGAUCAGUCCUCGCCUCUACUUGCCCUGCCUUCCUCCAUUCCAAACCCUCCCUGGUAUCUCAAGUGCCCUGACCCAGGGCCCCAGCAUAGCCUGCCCAGCGUGCAGGGAGUACCCGCCCACUGUCCGCCAGGUCCCCACCCGAGGGGGCACCAAUUUAGUGCUGCUGCUUUCACUGCGCAACAACGCCCUUGGCUGGCCCUGAGCAGCCUCCGUACUCUGCUUUCUGAGGGUCAGGAGAUGCCUUGAUCCUCCGGGACCCUGGACACCCACCCUGCCCGCACCGCCGGGUAGUGGCUACAGCUACAGAUUAAACCUUGUUUUCCAGAAUUUUCCAUAGUUGGCUCAGUGUCUACAGCCCUUGGAGCAGAGAGAGGAAUAAAAUGAUCAGGGGUAGGGAUGAAAACUCAGUUCUUGUUUAUUUACAAAAAUAUAUAUGUAUAUGUAUAUAUAUUAAAUCAUCCCCCACCACCCACCUGCCCAUAAUUUCCUUGA
Messenger RNA from Fukomys damarensis (Damara mole-rat), 2244 nucleotides. RefSeq names its product zyxin (gene Zyx). The transcript has 9 exons. Gene Ontology annotation, biological process: transforming growth factor beta receptor signaling pathway; integrin-mediated signaling pathway. The annotation marks the transcript as partial. NCBI's taxonomy places the organism in Eukaryota, Metazoa, Chordata, Mammalia, Rodentia, Bathyergidae. The record is from RefSeq and is a predicted model, not a curated record.